AUGCUUGGCUCCACAGCUUGGCUCCACAGGAUGCUGCCCAUCACAGAGCAACUGCUGCACCUCCUGGGGUUGGAGAAGACGGCGUUCCGUUUGUAUGCUGUGUCCGGGCUCCUUCUCACCCUGCUCUUCUUCCUCUUCCGUCUGCUGCUGCAGUUCCUGAGGCUCUGCUGGGGUUUCUAUAUCACCUGCCGCCGACUACGCUGCUUCCCCCAGCCACCCCGGCGCAACUGGCUGCUGGGCCACCUGGGCAUGUAUCUCCCAAAUGAGAGAGGCCUCCAAGAUGAGAAGAAGGUGCUGGACAACAUGCACCACGUGGUCCUCGUGUGGCUAGGGCCUGUCCUGCCACUCGUGGUUCUGGUGCACCCUGACUACAUCAAGCCCCUGGUGGGCGCCUCAGCUGCCGUUGCCCCUAAGGAUGACCUUUUCUAUGGCUUCCUGAAACCUUGGCUGGGAGACGGGCUGCUGCUCAGCAGAGGUGACAAGUGGAGCCGGCACCGCCGCCUGCUGACGCCUGCCUUCCACUUCGACAUCCUGAAGCCCUACAUGAAGAUCUUCAACCAGUGCGCUGACACCAUGCAUGCUAAAUGGCGGUGCCUGGCAGGGGGCUCAGAGGUCUCCCUUGACAUGUGUGAGCAUGUCAGCCUCAUGACCCUGGACUGUCUUCAGAAAUGUGUCUUCAGCUACAACAGCAACUGCCAGGAGAAGAUGAGCGAUUACAUCUCGGCCAUCAUUGAACUGAGUGCCCUGGUGGUCCGGCGCCAGUAUCGCCUGCAUCACUACCUCGAUUUCAUCUACUACCGCACGGCUGAUGGACGGCGCUUCCGGCAGGCCUGCAACACCGUGCAUGGUUUCACCACAGAGGUCAUCCAGGAGCGGCGGCGGGCGCUACGCCAACAGGGGGCUGAGGCCUGGUUUAAGGCCAAGCAGGGCAAGACCUUGGACUUCAUUGAUGUGCUGCUCCUGGCCAAGGAUGAAGAUGGAAAGGAACUCUCAGACGAGGACAUCCGAGCUGAGGCAGACACCUUCAUGUUUGAGGGUCAUGACACAACAUCUAGCGGGCUGUCAUGGGUACUGUUCAACUUGGCCAAGUAUCCAGAGUACCAGGAGAAGUGCCGAGAAGAGAUCCAGGAAGUCAUGAAAGGCCGGGAGCUGGAGGAACUGGAGUGGGACGACCUGACCCAACUGCCCUUCACCACUAUGUGCAUCAAAGAGAGCCUCCGCCAGUUCCCACCUGUGACCCUGGUCUCCCGCCGCUGCACGGAGGACAUCAAGCUCCCAGACGGACGCAUCAUCCCCAAAGGAAUCAUCUGCCUGGUUAGCAUCUAUGGGACCCACUAUAACCCUGAAGUGUGGCCUGACUCCAAGGUGUACAACCCCUAUCGCUUUGAUCCAGACAACCCACAGCAGCGCUCCCCAUUGGCUUACGUGCCCUUUUCUGCAGGACCAAGGAACUGCAUCGGACAGAGCUUCGCCAUGGCUGAGAUGCGCGUGGCUGUGGCGCUGACGCUACUGCGCUUCCGCCUGAGCGUGGACCGAACGCGCAAGGUGCGGAGGAAGCCCGAGCUCAUUCUGCGCACGGAGAAUGGCAUCUGGCUCAAGGUGGAGCCGCUGCCUCCGCGGGCCUGA
Messenger RNA from Budorcas taxicolor (takin), 1626 nucleotides. Its product is annotated as ultra-long-chain fatty acid omega-hydroxylase. Gene Ontology annotation, cellular component: endoplasmic reticulum membrane. The transcript has 13 exons. The coding region runs from base 1 to 1626 and encodes 541 amino acids. Gene Ontology annotation, biological process: ceramide biosynthetic process. The record is from RefSeq and is a predicted model, not a curated record. Gene Ontology annotation, molecular function: iron ion binding; monooxygenase activity; oxidoreductase activity, acting on paired donors, with incorporation or reduction of molecular oxygen. Lineage: Eukaryota; Metazoa; Chordata; Mammalia; Artiodactyla; Bovidae.